GUCGGGCCCGGGUUGGGGUUGGAGUCGGGACCUGGAUCUUUCCCCUUCAGGUCUCCGGGAUCGGCGCGCCCCCUCAGCCCCGCCGCCCGCUUUCGGCCUGUCAUCUGGCCGUAGACAGGCUCCCGCGCGGCCGCUCUCAGAGUCCCGGCCCCGCCUGCGACGCUCGCAGCUCCUGGCGUUUACAGGUCCCUAGGCCAGGGCAAUGUUCCGCACCGCCGUGAUGAUGGCGGCCAGCCUGGCGCUGACCGGGGCCGUGGUGGCUCAUGCCUACUACCUCAAGCACCAGUUCUACCCCACCGUGGUGUACUUGACCAAGUCUAGCCCCAGCAUGGCAGUCCUGUACAUCCAGGCCUUCGUUCUUGUCUUCCUCUUGGGCAAGGUGAUGGGCAAGGUGUUCUUCGGACAGCUGAGGGCAGCAGAGAUGGAGCAUCUUCUGGAACGUUCCUGGUAUGCUGUCACUGAGACUUGUCUGGCCUUCACUGUUUUUCGGGAUGACUUCAGCCCCCGCUUUGUUGCGCUCUUCACUCUCCUCCUCUUCCUCAAGUGUUUUCACUGGCUGGCUGAGGACCGUGUGGACUUUAUGGAACGCAGCCCCAAUAUCUCCUGGCUCUUUCACUGCCGCAUUGUCUCCCUUAUGUUCCUCCUGGGUAUCCUGGACUUCCUCUUCGUCAGCCAUGCCUAUCACAGCAUCCUGACCCGUGGGGCCUCUGUGCAGCUGGUGUUUGGCUUUGAGUAUGCCAUCCUGAUGACCAUGGUGCUCACCAUCUUCAUCAAGUACGUGCUGCACUCUGUGGACCUCCAGAGCGAGAAUCCCUGGGACAAUAAGGCCGUGUACAUGCUCUACACGGAGCUGUUUACAGGCUUUAUCAAGGUUCUGCUGUACAUGGCUUUCAUGACCAUCAUGAUCAAGGUGCACACUUUCCCUCUCUUUGCCAUCCGGCCUAUGUACCUGGCCAUGAGGCAGUUCAAGAAAGCUGUGACAGAUGCCAUCAUGUCUCGCCGAGCUAUCCGCAACAUGAACACGCUGUAUCCAGACGCCACCCCAGAGGAACUCCAGGCGAUGGACAACGUCUGCAUCAUCUGCCGAGAAGAGAUGGUGACUGGUGCCAAGAGACUGCCCUGCAACCACAUUUUCCACACCAGCUGCCUGCGCUCCUGGUUCCAGCGGCAGCAGACCUGCCCCACCUGCCGUAUGGAUGUCCUUCGGGCGUCGCUGCCGACCCAGUCACCACCGCCCCCUGAGCCUGCGGAUCAGGGGCCACCACCUGCCCCCCACCCCCCGCCACUCCUGCCCCAGCCCCCCAACUUCGCCCAGGGCCUCCUGCCUCCCUUUCCUCCAGGCAUGUUCCCGCUGUGGCCCCCCAUGGGCCCCUUUCCUCCUGUCCCACCUCCCCCCAGCUCUGGAGACGCUGUGGCCCCUCCGUCCACCAGUGCAGCCCUUUCUCGGCCCAGUGGAGCAGCCACAACCACAGCUGGUUCUGCUGCCUCUGCCCCAGCACCUGGCUCGGCCUCCACCCCUGACGCUGGCCCUGCCCCAGGCUUCCCCUUCCCUCCCCCCUGGAUGGGCAUGCCACUGCCUCCACCCUUUGCCUUCCCCCCGAUGCCUGUGCCUCCUGCCGGCUUUGCUGGGCUGACUCCAGAGGAGCUGCGGGCUCUGGAAGGCCACGAGCGGCAGCACCUGGAGGCCCGGCUACAGAGCCUGCGCAACAUCCACACGCUGCUGGAUGCCGCCAUGCUGCAGAUCAACCAGUACCUCACCGUGCUCGCCUCCCUCGGGCCCCCCCGGCCUGCCAGCUCAGCCAACCCCCCCGAGGAGACUGCCCCUGCGGCUGUCACUGCCGCCUUCUCCACCAGCACCCCCGGCUCCGAGGCCACCACCCCAUCCCUGGGAGCCUCCCCACCAGCCCCUGAACCUGAAAAGCCUUCAGCUCCUGAGUCGGCGGGCACCGAGGAGCUGCCUGAGGAUGGGGAGCCUGAUGCAGCAGAGCUCCGCCGCCGUCGCCUGCAAAAGCUGGAGUCCCCUGUUGCCCACUGACACUGCCCCAGUCCUGGCCCCUGCCCCCACUCUUGAGCAGUCCUCGCUGGAACACGUCCUGCCACCAAGUGCCAGCUCCCUCUCUAUCUGCAC
Molecule: messenger RNA, 2128 nt
Organism: Mesoplodon densirostris (Blainville's beaked whale)
Lineage: Eukaryota; Metazoa; Chordata; Mammalia; Artiodactyla; Ziphiidae
Gene: SYVN1
Product: synoviolin 1
Exons: 16
Coding region: 203-2035 (610 amino acids)
Cellular component (GO): cytoplasm
Source: RefSeq, a predicted model, not a curated record